AUGAUGAAAAACACAGAUGGAUAUAAAACUGAAAGCAGAAUAAUACGUACUAGGGAAGAUGGAUCUGCACCAUCAGAAGUCCAGUUCCCAGAGAUUUGUGACAACGGCCUUGCUGCUGCUCUUUAUGAACAAUAUAGACAAGUGAAGAUGGAACUGCACCGUUUGAAAUCCUGUUCCCAGGAAAUGGUGACCUUCACCGAUGUGGCUGUGAUCUUCUCCCCAGCGGAGUGGCUGUGCCUGGAUGCCUCUCAUCGGAAACUCUACAGAGAUGUGAUGCUGGAGAUCUACCAGCACCUGCGGGUCAUAGGACAGUGCACGGUGAAGCCUGCGCUGAUCUCCUGGUUGGAAGAAGGAGCCCUUCACAAGCUGCAGAGAGAUUCCUCUGAUGGUAAGAGAGGUGGAUUCAGUCUGAGACAACUGUCACACCGGAAUGAUCCAAAGGAAGUCUGGAUAGGAAGCAAAUGUCAUCUAGGUCCCGAGAAUGGCAAGUCCUUCACAUUCUCUUUGUCCCACACUGAACACAUGAAAAUUCAUGUAGGAGAGAAGUCUUAUAUGUGUCAGGAGUGUGGAAAGUUCUUCACUCAAUCUUCAAAGCUUAUUAGACACAUGAAAAUUCAUACAGGAAAGAAGCCUUAUUUAUGUCAGGAGUGUGGAAAGGCAUUUGCUCAAUCCUCAAAACUUUUUGAUCACAUGAAAAUUCAUACAGGAGAGAAGCCUUCUUCAUGUCAGGAGUUUGGAAAGGCAUUUGCUCAAUCCUCAAAACUUUCUGAUCACAUAAAAAUUCAUACAGGAGAGAAGCCUUAUUCAUGUCAGGAGUGUGGAAAGGCUUUUGGUGAAUCCUCAAGCCUUAACAGGCACAUGAAAAUUCAUACAGGAGAGAAGCCUUAUUCAUGUCAGGAAUGUGGAAAGGCAUUUGCUCAAUCCUCAAAUCUUAACACACACAUGAAAAUUCAUACAGGAGAGAAGCCUUAUUCAUGUCAGGAGUGUGGAAAGGCAUUUGCUCGAUCCUCAGCCCUUAACACACACAUGAAAAUUCAUACAGGAGAAAAGCCUUAUUCAUGUCAGGAGUGUGGAAAGGCAUUUGCUCAAUCCUCAAAACUUUCUGAUCACAUAAAAAUUCAUACAGGAGAGAAGCCUUAUUCAUGUCAGGAGUGUGGAAAGGCAUUUGGUGAAUCCUCAAGCCUUAACAGGCACAUGAAAAUUCAUACAGGAGAGAAGCCUUAUUCAUGUCAGGAGUGUGGAAAGGCAUUUGCUCAAUCCUCAGCCCUUAACAAACACAUGAAAAUUCAUACAGGAGAGAAGCCUUAUUCAUGUCAGGAGUGUGGAAAGGCAUUUGCUCGAUCCUCAGACCUUAAAAAACACAUGAAAAUUCAUACAGGAGAGAAGCCUUAUUCAUGUCAGGAGUGUGGAAAGGCAUUUGCUCAAUCCUCAAAAAUUUCUAAUCACAUAAAAAUUCAUACAGGAGAGAAGCCUUAUUCAUGUCAGGAGUAUGGAAAUGCAUUUGCUCGAUCCUCAGCCCUUAACACACUCAUGAAAAUUCAUAAAGGAGAGAAGCCUUAUUCAUGUCAGGAGUGUGGAAAGGCAUUUGCUCGAUCCUCAGCCCUUAACACACACAUGAAAAUUCAUACAGGAGAGAAGCCUUAUACAUGUCAGGAGUGUGGAAAGGCAUUUGCUCAAUCCUCAAAAAUUUCUGGUCACAUGAAAAUUCAUACAGGAGAGAAGCCUUAUUCAUGUCAGGAGUGUGGAAAGGCAUUUGCUCAAUCCUAA
Molecule: messenger RNA, 1767 nt
Organism: Suncus etruscus (white-toothed pygmy shrew)
Lineage: Eukaryota; Metazoa; Chordata; Mammalia; Eulipotyphla; Soricidae
Product: gastrula zinc finger protein XlCGF57.1-like
Exons: 3
Coding region: 1-1767 (588 amino acids)
Biological process (GO): regulation of transcription by RNA polymerase II
Cellular component (GO): nucleus
Molecular function (GO): DNA-binding transcription activator activity, RNA polymerase II-specific; RNA polymerase II cis-regulatory region sequence-specific DNA binding
Source: RefSeq, a predicted model, not a curated record